AUGAAUUCGCUAGUAAAUUAUAUUCGAUCAACAUCGCUGCGAAAUCGGAUCUUUUUUGGCCUGUCGAUUUGUUGUCCAAUCGCAUUUAUUUUCAAAUACUACUUUUCGGAGAAUCCAACCUUGAUAUUUUGUACAGCGAUUGUCGCCAUUGUUCCAUUGGCGGCGUUCGCCACUGAAGCAACGGAAAGUGUUGCACAAUACUGUGGCAAUUUUUUCGGAGGAUUUUUAAACUCCGGCUUGGGAAAUGUCGCUGAGUUGAUAUUUACGGUCGUUGCAUUGAGAAAAGGCUUAAUUAACGUUGUCAAAGCAUCGAUCCUAGGAGCGGUUACAAGCAAUGUUUGCGUAGGAGUUGGACUGGCUUUAUUCUUCGGCGGUUUACGCUAUAAGGAGCAAACAUUCGGUGAAAAAUUAGCUGGCAUCAAUGCCGCAUCAUUAAUCUGUCUAACCAUUGUUAUUCUGUGUCCGUCAGCAUUGAAAAUUUCCUUAGGAUCGAAUGUAAUGACUUCGACUACAAUGAGUCGAUUCUCUUAUGUCAGUGCGUUGAUACUCUUUCUACUCGGCAUCGUCAAUAUUGUCUUUGCUUGGAAAACGCACUCGUAUUUGUACAUUGCGGAUAUCAAACGGCAAAGUGACACAAAACGUCGCGUUCACACCGCUUUAUCAAUGAUGGCUCUUGAUCGUUCACCAUCAAUUUUAAAUAGUCCAAUCGAUCAUGAACCCAUCAUAGAAAUCGAUUCGAAAAAGCCUAUCCAAAUCUAUCUACUCAUCAAAGACAUCAGUUCAUUGAUUAUUACUACAACUUUGAUUGUCUGUUUAUGUCAAUUUAUCGUCGAUAGUCUGGAAGGAGCUAUUGCACAGUUACAUAUUAGUUCGAGUUUCACAGCUGCAAUUAUUCUUCCAUUAGUCAGUGCAAUUAUCGAGUUUGUUACUUGUAUCUCUUGUGCGUUGAAAAAUAAGAUUGAACUUAGUAUGUCACAGAACGUGAGAUGUCAAUUUCAUGUUUUUCUCAUUUUACUUUUGAAAAAAACUAAAGCUAUAGCAGUGACACAAAAUUCGACAUCACAGAUUCUAUGCUUCAUUGCUCCAAUUACAUUAGCGGCAAGUAAUUUCAUAUUCUAUGAAAAACCAAAUGGUGAACCGAACGUUAUUCUCGAUUUUGAUUUCAAACCUUAUGAUCUCAUCAGCACGGUAUUUUCCGUAGCCAUUUGUAAGCCAAGGGCAGUAUAG
Adineta ricciae is the source of this 1227-nucleotide messenger RNA. Lineage: Eukaryota; Metazoa; Rotifera; Eurotatoria; Adinetida; Adinetidae. The record is from the annotation of a GenBank genome assembly.